This is a messenger RNA of Coniophora puteana RWD-64-598 SS2, 816 nucleotides long. RefSeq lists its product as uncharacterized. The transcript has 3 exons. Bases 1 to 816 code for a protein of 271 amino acids. The record is from RefSeq and is a predicted model, not a curated record. Lineage: Eukaryota; Fungi; Basidiomycota; Agaricomycetes; Boletales; Coniophoraceae.
AUGGGCGUCCACGACGUCGCUGUGGAGGUCGCCACAUACAUGGCCUCCUAUUAUGAUGCCUGCCGCGAAGGCAGGCCGCUCACCCGAGCCACCACCCUCAAUCCCUCUCUCGCGGCAGCUGGCAGGCAGGCAGCAGACGUGGUUCUUGAAGCACGGGGGCGUAAAGUGACUGUUCUCGGGGAUGUUGAGGUCUAUGCAAAAGACAUCGGGCCCGGCAACAGGGGGCGAAACAUAUCAUUGGAGGCAAAACGCGAAAGAGUGAGGCCACCCCUUGUCUGUAACACAACUGAUACGCCCUGGAAAUUGUUUGAGCGCGACCCUGGUACCAACAACGUCCUGAUUGAUGCCCCAUGCGUUGUGGAAGAUCAAAAGGAACGGGGACUCCUCUGGUAUCUUCCUGGUGCCGGCGUUGCCGCUCACAAUGAUGUGAUGGUUAGAUCCCUCAUGGGCCUAGGCCCUACGCUAGAGAAGAGCAUUCUCAAGGACGAUAGAAAGGAACAGCGACCCUCCUCGUUCCUUUUCAAAGAUGCGCAGGAAUGCAAAAUUUCACCCAGAGGCACCAUUAACUUCUCGCCCGCCUGGUACGGCCAAAGCAACCCAAGGGGCCCCGUUCCCUCCUGGGUCAGUGACCAGGCAGACACGCUCUCAAUCCACUCGGGUAUCCUCUGCCUUGUCCAUCCGCCUCAAUUCUACGGCGGACUCCAUAGCCAAGCCACCAUUGGCAGGCUCACUGAAUGUCGCAAGGCUCUCGCAGAGUGGCCUUCGGUCUUCGAUGCCAUGGCCAUCUUCUCCAACAGGGAAACACUUUACCACUGA